Molecule: messenger RNA, 954 nt
Organism: Sipha flava (yellow sugarcane aphid)
Lineage: Eukaryota; Metazoa; Arthropoda; Insecta; Hemiptera; Aphididae
Exons: 1
Coding region: 237-818 (193 amino acids)
Biological process (GO): chromatin organization
Cellular component (GO): nucleus
Source: RefSeq, a predicted model, not a curated record
UCAUAGAAUGUAUGUUUAUCUUAUAUUCUAUUUUAUACUGUGAUUCUAUUUUGUGUUUAUUUCUUGCUUAGGAUUUAUGCUCUUAAUUGUUACUUUACCGAAUUUUAAAAAAAAAAUGUUAUAAUUUGUGAAAAAGUGAAAUAAUUUUACUAAUUGAGUCGUUUACUUUAAUUAUGCAAUGCGGUAGUUGUGAUUAAUAAACAAUAAGUGUGUCAAUUAUUCAAACCAUUGGCAUUAUGAGUUCUCCAAAUAAAUAUAAUUACCAUACAAGCCCUGAAGGUACGUUUGUGGCUGAAAGACCAAGUGAGUGGCUUUCAAAAAAAAAUAGAAAACCUUCUCCAUCUGAAUCUACGUCAUUUGAAUGUCCCUAUACAUUACGCAAGACUGAUCAGAUUCAAUACGAUAAUCAUCUUUGGACCAUUGGUGACAUUGUAUCUUUAAGAAGAUCAGCAUCACUCAAAGUUUUCUAUGCUCAAAUUAUAGAACUAUUCGAAAAUAGUUUGUGUGAAAAACGAGCCAAAGUUAUGUGGUUGGGUCCUAAAUCUAACAUUGGAGUCACGUACAAGAAAAAACUGGUACAUCAUGAGAGUUUUAAACCUAAUGAUUUUGUUCAUAUCAAUUUGGACAAAAGAUUAGUAUCUUUGGAUUGCUUAAAAUUUAUCAUGCACGUUCCAAACCAAUUUGAGUAUAAAAAACAUAUUGGUACUGAUUAUUUAGUCGAUACACAUAUUAUAUCACAUGCAGAAAGAUAUGCUGAAUCUGAUGAAGACGAAGGACCUAAAUCGAAAAGUAAAGUUAGACGGCUGCUAAACAAGUGAUCAAAAUAAUCAUAAUAAUAAUUAUAACUUCCUAUUAAAUUUAUUUAAUUUAUCUAUUGUAAACCAAAUUUUUAUUUAUCUUAUUUAAUUCCUAUUAAAGUGUGUUUAUCUUAAUCGUUUGUAUACAAUGUUUUUA